AUGAACGACGACGAUUCCACCUUUGGAGAGGCCCCGUCCAAUGCGAGCACUUCCAUACGAAGCUCCGUUACGAGAUACGAAUGGAAACAUGGCCGUCGAUACCAUGCCUACCAGUCUGGUACGUAUCCGUUUCCCAACGAUGAGCGGGAGCAAGAUCGUCUGGAUAUGCUACACCACGCCACCACACGACUGCUCGACGACCGGCUCUUCCUGGCACCCAUUCAGCCUGAUGGCAUGAGAAUCCUGGAUAUUGGUACAGGAACGGGUCUGUGGCCUAUCCAAAUGGGCGAUUUAUACCCCGGAGCGAGUAUAACGGGCAACGAUCUGAGUCCCAUUCAGCCCACCUGGGUCCCCACAAAUGUCAACUUUCUCGUAGACGAUGUCGAGUUGGAUUGGAUCGAGACGAACACAUACGACUACAUUCACUGUCGCUACAUGUCUGCCUCGAUAAAAGACUGGCCACGGCUGAUUCGCCAAAUACACGACGCCUUGAAACCCGGUGGGUGGGUGGAAUUUCAAGAAUUUUCAACGACAUUCAGCUCAGACGACGGCUCAAUGGGCGUAGACCAUCCCACUCACGCAUUCGUGCAACUCAGUCUCACGCUGAAAGAAGCGUGUAGUAAGACGGGGAGAAUGCUUGAUCCAACGCCGUGUUUGAAACGGUGGAGCAGCGAAGGGGGGUUCAAUACCAUUGAGCAGCAUGUCUUCAAAGCACCCAUUGGCAAUUGGCCCAAGGGUCUGCGGAGCAAAGAAGUCGGUACAAUGAUGGGUGUCGGCCUGUCUGACGGAGUGGACGGCAUGACGGCCGUGUUGGUGAGGGAUGUACUGGGUUGGUCGGCAGACGAGGUAGAGGUACUGAAUGCCAAGGUGCGGAGCGCAACCCGCAGCGAUCCAAAGGUCAUGGUUGAUUACGUCGUUGUUCUGGCGCAAAAGGAUAAAUGA
Molecule: messenger RNA, 942 nt
Organism: Metarhizium brunneum ARSEF 3297
Lineage: Eukaryota; Fungi; Ascomycota; Sordariomycetes; Hypocreales; Clavicipitaceae
Product: Secondary metabolism regulator laeA
Molecular function (GO): methyltransferase activity
Source: RefSeq, a predicted model, not a curated record